This is a messenger RNA of Zingiber officinale, 1503 nucleotides long. RefSeq names its product bHLH transcription factor RHL1-like. NCBI's taxonomy places the organism in Eukaryota, Viridiplantae, Streptophyta, Magnoliopsida, Zingiberales, Zingiberaceae. The transcript is spliced from 7 exons. Gene Ontology annotation, biological process: regulation of transcription by RNA polymerase II. The coding region runs from base 102 to 1382 and encodes 426 amino acids. The record is from RefSeq and is a predicted model, not a curated record. Gene Ontology annotation, molecular function: RNA polymerase II cis-regulatory region sequence-specific DNA binding; protein dimerization activity; DNA-binding transcription factor activity, RNA polymerase II-specific. Gene Ontology annotation, cellular component: nucleus.
GGCCGACCACUUUCGUCCCACCUCUGGCCGCGCCACCCAGAAGAUUGAAGCAGAGAGCCAGCGAGACCUAACCUUGCCCGGGGAAGCUGGCGGCGCUGGCGAUGCAACCGAACACCAAGGAAACGGAAGGGAUGGCGCCGUCCCACGCCGCGCUGCAGCCGGAGCUCCAGAACGGCGGCGGAGGUGGAGGCGCCGAGAACGACGAUUUCUUCGAGCAGACGAUGUCCGGCUUCUCCUCCGCCGCCUGGCCGCUGGAGUUGGGGACCCCCAGGUCGCUUUUCGGGGCGAAGUCUUCGGAGGAGUCGCCGGACGACGAGGGAUUGAACUACGCGGCGCCGUACGGCGGUUCGUCUCUUCUCGCCUCGCGGCACCGGAUGCACCUCGGCGCCUCGCCGGAGGAUUCGUCGAUGCUUCUCCAGCUCGGUGGGCAGCUUCUGUUGCAUCCUACGGCCGCGGCCUCCGGGGGCGAGCCCGGGGGCUUCCUCCGGCUGCCCCUCUCCCUCGGUAGCGGUAGCGGAGGCUCUGGGAUCUCGACUUCUGCCAUCUUCGGGGACAGAUCCCGAGGAGAACUCGACCCGCCGUUCGAAUCGCCCGAUCCCACCGAGGCUGAGGUGUUGUAUGACGAUGGAUUCGCCGGAUCGCUUCCACGAGCGGUGCAAGCGUCUCUUCAUCAGCAGCUUCUCCAACAUUCCCAGAAUUACGGAGCUGCUACACUGACCGGGCAGGCUCCUGCGAUAACAGCGACGGCUUCAGGUACCGCCGGCGCAGGUACUGCGCCACCCAAGCCGAGGGUGAGGGCCAGAAGAGGGCAAGCGACCGAUCCCCAUAGCAUUGCCGAAAGACUUCGGAGGGAGAGAAUCGCAGAGCGUAUGAAAGCUCUGCAGGAAUUGGUGCCCAAUUCUAACAAGACGGACAAGGCAUCGAUGCUGGACGAGAUCAUCGAUUACCUUAAAUUUCUCCAGCUCCAAGUCAAGGUCUUGAGCAUGAGCAGAUUGGGCGGAGCAGCCGCCGUCGCCCCGCUUGUCGCUGACAUGUCUUCGGAGAGCGGCGGCGGAGCCGGAAGAGCAGGCGGAGCGGGAACGCUGAGGAGUAAUAACGACGGCCUGACGGCGGCGGAACAGCAGGUGGCGAAGUUGCUGGAGGAGGACAUGGGUUCAGCGAUGCAGUACCUGCAGGGGAAAGGCCUCUGCCUCAUGCCCAUCUCCCUCGCCUCCGCCAUCUCCUCCGCCACCUGCCGUCCUCGGCCUCCCCUCAGUCUCAACCUCCGCCACCCGGCAGCCGGCGACGCGCCUCCGUCUCCGAGCAUAUCGGCGCUGACAGUCCAGUCGUCCAAUGCCGGCAGCGCUGACGCCGACGGCGGCAAGGAUCGAGCUGUUCCUUAAGAUCGACGUCCCAAGCAUGCAUGGAAUAACAACAAAAAAAAAAUUGUUUUCUUAUUUUGAUGAAUUUCCCUAUCUGUCAACUCUAUUUAUGAGACUUUAACAAGGAUCAUUUGUUUUCUCA